Messenger RNA from Kwoniella shivajii, 1413 nucleotides. RefSeq lists its product as uncharacterized. The transcript is spliced from 5 exons. The coding region runs from base 1 to 1413 and encodes 470 amino acids. NCBI's taxonomy places the organism in Eukaryota, Fungi, Basidiomycota, Tremellomycetes, Tremellales, Cryptococcaceae. The record is from RefSeq and is a predicted model, not a curated record.
AUGUCUUUUGAAGCGAUACAACCUUCCACUGCCGGACCGUCUCGACAACGAUCCUCAUACACUCCGGCUGACUCGACCUCGUGUAUAUCUUGUGGAAAAUGUUGGCCAUGGGUGAUUUUUCAGCCAAGACCUACAAAGUCUAUCCAUACUAUCAACGUAUGUAAUAGAUGCGUUCGACCUGAUUUGGAAGCUCAAAGAUGGAAACAGAUAGGAGAACAAAUGCGAAAUGAUCUCAUAAAAGCUAGACAGAAGGUAGCUAAACGUCAGAAAGAGUUAGGAUACAGUGAUACAGUGGCCAAGGACCAUGGACCUCAAUCACUAUCUCAACCACCCCUUCACACCUCGUCUGAAUCACGACCUCGUCAAUUGCCUACUGUCAAGACAUCGAAAUGUCGACAGAGGUAUUUGACCGAAGAACAGUUGGCUAUAGUUGCAAGCAGUUUACCUACUCUGAAAACUAUCUCUGAACCUCAAAGAGCUACAUUAUGGUUGCAAAUGACUUUCAGACCUUCUACCCCGGACAAAGAAGUACGUCAAGUUGAGCUCUUCAAUUCAUAUCGCCUUUUCUUUCAGGACUCAGACGACAAGAAUGGAAACAGCUCUUCAUCGUUGAUCGAAGGUGCGAACUUGAUCAAACUCGCUAUCAAGUUAUGGCAAGAAGUAGGCGUAAAAAUGGAAGGUAGACCCAGAUACACCAUUUCAGGAUUAGAAUACAAAACGAACUCUAUGACAGAUGGGAAAUCUCCUCUGGCUGGUCCAUCACAACUCAAUGUUUCACAAUCACAACCGAAUACAUAUGAACAUCAUUUUCAACCAAAUCCUACACAGGCACUCGUAGACCCACCUUCGAGACAAGUAGUUCCGCAAUCAAUACUGCUCCCUGUCGCCCCCCUGCACAAAACUCAAUCUACAUUCUUACUCAAUGAACCCUCCGUUCAGAUACACAAGGACAGACCGGAAACGGUGAAAGAAGGUCACUUGGAUAUCAAACGAAUUGCGAAGCGAAGUAGGGACGGUUCAAUACCGAAGACACAUGGGGACGAGAGGAAAGACGGCUCUAGUAUGGUAACAAACCAUCAAGUGAUCGUAAUCGACGAUGAUGAUGAAGAGGAAGAGGAUGACUGGAGUGCCCUAAAACAAAAAAAGAGGGCAAAGACCGGUCAUCCGGGUCCUAUCCUUUCCAUUGAUCAAAAGGUAACCGCCGAUCUCUCUAUCCAACCUCGUCCCAGAGCAUCUUCUGGGAUCAAAAACUACAGCACUACAUCCAGUCAUCGACAACAUCAAGAGGAGGAGGAUUUCGAUGAGCUGGACGAUGAUGAUGUGGUGAUGAUUCCGACCCUUGAGGAAGGGGUAGUACAUGAACUUAGGGGCUCAGCGGAUGAAGAGGCCGAAGUAGGUGAUAUGUUAUUCUGA